AUGGAGAAAUUACAAGAAGAAUUAGCGCAAUUGAAGAAACAGUAUGAUCAAACAAACAAACAGAAAAUAGAAAAAAAAUUAGAGAAACAAAAAGUGGAUGAUAAACAAGAGGAAUUAGAAAAACAGCUAAAUAUAUUGGAAGAGAAAAAAAAGAAUUCAAGAAAAUUUGAAAGAACAACAGACACAUUUCAAAGAGGAAAUGUUGGAGCUAGCAAUUAAGAAUGACGAACUGAAAGACGAAUUGGUUGAACUUCAGCAGAAAUUAGAUGAAAGCGAAAACAAAUGUAGAAAGUACAAAGAUGUCUUAAUGAUUAACAGUCAAUUGCCUCCAAAGAAUAUAAAUUUUAAAGAGACUCUGCCCUCUGGGGUAAAUAAAAGUGACGAUGAGCCUAUGGACAUUACCUACACCUGUUGCACUGUUGGUCACCCCUUUAUCCUGGGGAAUGGACAGGCCCUGCUCACAUUUGAAGAUGCUCAAGUUGCUGAAUCUGUUAUUGCAAAGAAAAGACAUUCCCUGGAUAUCAAUGGCACACGAGCUACUGUGGACGCUGUGGAACCUGUGUUAAACAAAUCAGUAAAAUUUGAGGUGUGCAUGAAUAUCUCAAGCAAGAAAGUAAAAAUUUUCAAUCUGCCAAAGGAUAUUCCUGAAGAGAUCCUAAAGGAUAAAGUGGAGUUGACCUUCUAUAAAUCUGGGAUAGGCGGUGCAGAGAUUGAGGAGGUGGAAUAUGACAGGAAUGAUAACACUGCCUAUGUCACAUAUUUGCAGAACGGAGUGGCUCAGAGAGUUCUAAAGAGAGAUCGGCACCAGUUCGUGGCUGGAAAAGUCAAGUGUGAAGUUAAAGUGAUGCCAUGUACAGAUAUAGAACUGAACAAGCUGCAGAUGUUUACUGCCAAUUCUGCGAGGUCAGUGCUAUUAACUGGCAUUAAGAAUGUUGAUGAUCAAGAGGAAGAUGAUGUUCAAGAUGCCAUUCAGGUCCACUUCCAGAAAGAGAGCAAUGGUGGCGGUGAGGUGGAAAAGACAGUUUUUUCCAUGGAUGGGAAAAAAAACAGUCAUAUUUGAAGAUGAUUUAAUAUAA
Messenger RNA from Staurois parvus, 1076 nucleotides. Lineage: Eukaryota; Metazoa; Chordata; Amphibia; Anura; Ranidae. The record is from the annotation of a GenBank genome assembly.